Colletotrichum destructivum is the source of this 1799-nucleotide messenger RNA. RefSeq names its product Putative peptidase M14, carboxypeptidase A. Gene Ontology annotation, molecular function: metallocarboxypeptidase activity; zinc ion binding. The coding region runs from base 84 to 1718 and encodes 544 amino acids. The transcript is spliced from 2 exons. The record is from RefSeq and is a predicted model, not a curated record. NCBI's taxonomy places the organism in Eukaryota, Fungi, Ascomycota, Sordariomycetes, Glomerellales, Glomerellaceae. Gene Ontology annotation, biological process: proteolysis.
CUCUCUCUCUCUCUCUCUCUCUCUCUCUCUCUCAUUGACGAGCCCAUUGAGAAGCCGGAGCCAAGUCCGCAACGAUCACGACAAUGCGUUUCCAGCAGGUAGCGACCCUGGGCCUGCUCCGCGCAGGUCUCGCGACGGCUCAACUCACUUACGCGGACAACCAACCUAAGGUUAUCCGCGACAGCGAGGCCGUCGCCGCCAAUUUCCCAGAGGUUGAGGGCGUCGAGCUGUUCUCGCCCGCGUUCGCAAGCCCGGAGAGUGUGCCCAGCACCUUUGCCAACGGCACCAGCGGCCCGACGGACGAGGCGACUCUGGACCACUUCCUCCGCACGCUCGCGGCGCGCAACGAGUGGAUGACAUACCACAAUCCAGCCUUCAAGUCGGAAGAGGGCCGCUCGAUCCCCUACGUCUACCUCUCGACCUCGAACCGUGUCGUCGACGGGCUCGCGUCCCACGCCAACGCCAGCGCCCCCGGCAAGGUGCGCAUCUGGAUGCAGGGCGGCGUCCACGGCAACGAGCCGGCGGGCGACCAGGCCCUCCUCGCGCUGCUGGGCAAGCUGGACGCCAACGCCACGUGGGCUGCCUCGGUCCUCGAUAAGGUCGACAUCAUGAUGCUGCCGCGGUACAACCCGGACGGCGUGGCCUACUUCCAGCGGUACUUUGCGACCAACUUCGACCCGAACCGCGACCACACCAAGCUCGCGCGGCAGCAGACCCGCGACAUCAAGCAGCUCGUCAUGGGCUUCGCGCCACACGUCGGCGUCGACUGCCACGAGUACAGCCCGACGGGUCCGUACGGCGCGCGCGAGCAGUGGGUAGACGCGCAGGACGGCCAGUUCUCGGCCAUGAAGAACGCAAACAUCCACCGGGCCAUCCGGGACAUGUCCGAGGCCGUGUUCGCCAACGCCGUCGCCGCCGCCAUGGAGCGCCGCGGCCUGCGCUGGGGCGCCUAUGUCACGGGCCCCUCGGGCACCGACGACGUUGUGCUGGAGGAGACGACGGGCGACGCCAAGAUUGGCGACAGUUCCGUCGCGCUUGGCCAGACCAUCAUGUUCCUCACCGAGACGCGCGGCAUCGGGUUGGCGGACCAGCACUGGCAGCGCCGGGUCGCCGCGGGGCUGACCAUGGUCGAGACCAUCGUCCAGACGGCCGCCGACCGGGCCGAGGAGGUGUACGCCACGGUCGAAGGGGCGCGCGCCGACUUCAUCGCCAGCACGGAGGAUAUCGUCGUCACCGAGUCGGCGCGGCCGACCAACAUCACGUGGCAGUUCAUCGAGGCGACGACGGGCGCGCUCGUCGACGUCCCGGUGCAGUUCCUCAACACGACGCCCGUGGUGGCGAACCUGACGCGGUCCCGGCCCGAGGCCUACGUCUUCUCGCGCGCGUGGGCCGACGUCGCCGAGCGCUUGCGCGUCGCCGGGGUCGAGGUGCAGACGCUGCGGGCCGACUUCCGCGGCGAGGUCGAGGCCUUCAACGUCACGGGCGCGGCGGUCGCGGGCGCCAAGUACGAGGGCGUCGCGCGCACGACGGUGACGACGGGGACGGUCCGCAAGGAGGUCCGCAUCCCGGCCGGCGGGUUCUGGGUCAGCACGAGGCAGAAGAACGCGGCGCACGCGUUCGUGACGCUGGAGCCCGAGGGCAUCGACUCGUACGCCACCUUCAACGUGCUCCCGGUCAGCGUCGGCGACGAGUAUCCCGUCUACCGGGUCAUGGCUUGAUGCUGCUUUUGAAGUCUAGAUAAUGAAAGGAUAAUGUCAAUGAAUAUAUGCAUGCUGCAUUUGUAUCUUGCAUCAACAUCA